GCGGGGAGGGACCGGGCGGGGCCGGGGCGGCUCCGCUCCUUAUAGCGGGGACGGACGGACCGACGGACGGACGGACGGACGGACAGCGGCACCAUGGCCAUCCCCUGCGUGGAGCUCAGCAACAAGAUGAAGAUCCCCGCCCUGGGGCUGGGCACCUGGCAGGCUCCCCCGGGAAAGGUGGAGGAGGUGGUGAAGUUCGCUAUUGACGCUGGCUACCGCCACUUCGACUGCGCCUACUUCUACCAGAACGAGAACGAGAUAGGGAACGCGGUCCAGCAGAAGAUCAAGGAGGGGGUGGUGAAACGGGAAGACCUCUUCAUUGUCACUAAGCUGUGGAACACGUUCCAUGAGAAGCCCAUGGUUAAGGUGGGGCUCAAGAAGAGCCUUGCUGCACUCCAGCUGGACUACCUCGACCUCUACCUGAUGCACUUCCCCAUGGGAUUCAAGGCUGGUGAAGAGCUGCAUCCUCUGGAUGACAAAGGCCACAGUAUUCCCAGCGACACAGAUUUUCUGGACACGUGGGAGGCCAUGGAAGAGCUGGUGGAUGCUGGUCUGGUAAAAGCCAUUGGUGUCUCCAACUUUAAUCAUGAGCAGAUUGAAAGAAUCCUGAACAAGCCAGGACUGAAGUACAAGCCUGUAAUGAACCAGGUGGAGUGCCAUCCAUACCUGACCCAGGAGAAGUUGGUCAAGUACUGUAAAUCCAAAGGGAUUGCUGUGACUGCAUACAGCCCCCUGGGCUCUCCUAACCGCCCCUGGGCUAAGCCAGGGGAACCCACACUGAUGGAGGAUCCCAAGAUCAAAGAAAUUGCAGCUAGACAUCAUAAAAGCCCUGCCCAGGUCCUGCUCCGCUUUCUGAUCCAAAGAGACAUCAUUGUCAUUCCCAAAUCUGACAAACCACACCGUGUGGAGGAGAACAUGAAGGUGUUUGACUUUGAACUGUCUAAAAAGGAGAUGGAUGUCAUCCUCACCUUUAACAGGAACUGGAGGGCAGUUCCAGUGGUCCAAGCUGUCAACCACAAGGACUACCCAUUCAAAGCAGAGUAUUAAAUCAAGAUCUCCACUCACCUCCUUCCAGAUUAGAUGUACUCUGCAGCUCAAUCUUCAUUUCUUCUUCUGUAAUUGAUAAUCAUUAUGAGCAGCCACCUUUUUUUUUUUUUCUCCUUUUUUUAAGGAGACCACUAACUGAUGUAAGAAUGCUGCAACAAGGGCUGGGUUUUUGCAAAGAUGCUUAGGAGAAAUCUGGUUUUGAUUAGUAGUAAAAAGACAAUGCCUUUUCAUUUCCUUUUUUUUUUUUUUCUGGUGUUCCUUAAUUAGAGACAUGUUUAACAAAAAACUAGUGACUUCCAUGGGGUUUUUUUAAUGUUACUUCCAGUGUGGUCAGUCAUGAGUCACUGUCAAAGAAUGCUUUAAUUACCUUGCUUUUUAUAUACUUGUGAUUUUUACAGAGUGUAUUUCUAAUGCUUUAAAAUUUUAUAUGAAUAAAAUUUUAUUAACAACAAAAGUCGAUCAGUGUAGUCCUUAAAUUGUUUUAUAUAGUUUGGCAUGUUCUUCUAAAGUCUGAAAACAGCAUCAUGGGCAGGGACAACUCACAGCAAAACCCAGCCCUGCCUCCAACACCAGACUGGGAGUCUCCAACAUAAAAUUAGAUUUUUGCAACUCUGUUGGCAGCAUCCAGAGUAUUACACUCAGACACAGGCUGGCUUUACCUAAGGAAAGCAGGGAAAAAACUCUUCUCCAAAAUCACCAAAGCAAACCCCGAGACAGCCUCACAGAUAAUUGCUCUAAAAUAUUUUCAGAUAGAUUUUGCCAGGCCAAAGCCAAGCUGGUUUGUGGCAUUCAGGAGAGAUAUCCUUAGGGGUUCUUCACCUUAUCUCAGAGAUAUCACAAUUCCUAUCCCACCUACAACAACUGGUCCAUUGCUACUCAUGAACAAACAGCUGGCUGCUGAUGGAAAUAUUCCAUUUAUUGCAGAUGCAGUUCCAGAGUACAUUGUUUGAACAAAUGAUUUUUAUUGCAGCUAUCAGAUAUAUUUGAAAGACUCAGAGGAGUGUUUACAAAACUCCCAAACAAACAAAAAAAAAAAAAAAAAAAAAAAAAGAAACAAAA
This is a messenger RNA of Oenanthe melanoleuca, 2106 nucleotides long. RefSeq names its product aldo-keto reductase family 1 member B10-like. The record is from RefSeq and is a predicted model, not a curated record. Gene Ontology annotation, cellular component: cytosol. NCBI's taxonomy places the organism in Eukaryota, Metazoa, Chordata, Aves, Passeriformes, Muscicapidae. The coding region runs from base 94 to 1047 and encodes 317 amino acids. Gene Ontology annotation, molecular function: aldose reductase (NADPH) activity. The transcript has 10 exons.